AUGGCGGACAGAACAGGCCCCACAGCUUCAAGACUGCGCCAGACUCGUAAAUCUAUCGCGCAUCUACCAACUCCAGAUCUGAGCGUCGACAAGGAAAACAUCACCAUGGAUCCCGCAGCAUUAUCCUCAAUGACUGCUAAAGCGAAACAAGCUGCGAAAAAGUCUCGUAGCAAAAGUUUGGGUCCUGGUGGACUUGAUGCACUCAAGGAAGGAAGUGGAAAUCAAGGCCGACCCUCAUUGCCUCGCCUUAAAUCCAUACUGAAAGCUACGGUAUCUGUGUCACCGCCAAAACUUCACUCACCGUCCAAUUCGAAGAAUGGGUCGCCGAACAAGCGUGGCGGAAGGAAGACGCCAGAAUCUUCUCCUUCCAAAGCGCCUCAAAUUUUGCCUUCGAGAAACUCUCCGAAAGCACAAGACGACCCUUUUCAGAGUCCAAAGAAGACAGAUGACCGUUCGCAUGGAUCGCCGUCAAAGUCUCCCACCCGGGUGGCUCUACGAACAGAGGAGGAGCAGCAGGCUGCGGCAAGAGAAAAAGAACGGCAAGAACUGCAGGCGCAGAAGGAAGAUCGCCGCAAAUCCCAAGUAAACCGCAGAGUUUCGUUCGCACCAGAAGCAACGCUCCACACAUGGAACGUGGUUGAGCUACAGGAAGAUUCUACUACAUCUUCUGCGUCGACCAAUACAGUCCGUCGGGCUUCCAAUGUGACCUCGGAUCAAAAUUUGCCAUACGGUAGAGGACAGUCUCAAGAACCAUCUUCAGAUGCUUCAGAGCCUCCUUCGACGCCGCAAGGGCUAGAGGAGAUGCAAGUGGCGCGCUCCCCAGAGCAUCAGCGAGAUCUACAUCAAAAGAAACGUCGUCGUAGCUCUACCGUACCGCCUAUGAACUUCAAUGACCCAAAUCAAUUGUCGUCAAGCCCGUUCAGCGGAGACUCAGAGGGCGAUGACGAUACUGGAGCUUUCGAAACCGCUGAAGAGGGCAGUGAUUCCAUGGAGUCUGAUGACGACAAAGAUCUAGUGGAAGAAGAGACUUUGACUAAUGUAGAUGGUGACGAAACUACAUUUCAUAGUACAGACAGCACGACUUCAAGCGGAAGGCUUGACGCAGCUCUCCAGCAAGCAGCCAGUCAGGCCGGCACUCAAGGCAUUGAGUACGACGAAAAUGGAGACAUGACGAUGGAAAUGGCUAACGAUGAGGUUACCGACGCCUUCAAACCAUGGGCAGCAAAGAACAGGGAAGCCCAAGCAGUUGGCGAGACGAGCGCCUUUCUAGAUCAGGAAAAUAUCAAUCCCUUCUCACCGGCUUUCAAGGCUAGAAUCGUGCAAGAAGCGCAAGGGCAAGGCGAGACUGAAGAGGCGACUAUGGAAAUAACGCAAGCUAUGGGCAGUAUACUGCCGUCAACCUCAGCCGGUACAUCUUCGCCAAAGAAUAGUCGGAGGAAAUCUCUUGGUACGUCAAAAAAGCGGAGAAGUAGUGUAGGUCGACGUAGAUCCUCCGGUGAUGCGUUCAGUAUAGCAGAAGAUCAGACUAUGGACCUUACGACUACCGUAGGAGGUAUACAGGACACGACGGACCUUGAAGACGGGGAGCCUGCAAGCGACCCUGAAGAAAUGACUAUGGAAUUCACUGCUGUAGUGGGAGGUGUUGUUCAGUCUGGGAAUACCGGAUCUCCAGGGCCGAAAGAUUGCGAUGCUGGUUCUGACAUGGACAUGGAUUUCACAUAUGCUGCAGGAGGUAUCCUUCCACCAAUCACCGAGCGUACUGAACCACUGGAAGACCAAACAAUGGAAAUGGACGUGACCUCCGCUAUCGGGUCCAUCUUGCCAAAGGAAAUAAAUGCUGGCGACAAGAUGGAAGCUAAAGCGUUGAUGGAACGCCAAGUAGACGCCGGGCAGUUGCCUGCUGAAUCGCCGUUUCAUGAUGGCUCCCCUCAGAAGCCGAGGGAGCUGCCUCGAGACAGCGCCGAGAGACGUAGCAGUGGAAGGGUGUCCCUGACUCCCAAGUCACGUCAAGUCACGCCGGUGAAGAAGCCUGCGACGCCUUCGAAGAAAGCGACGCCCCAGCCUGCUCGGCCAACAACUCCGGGCAAGACUCCACCUUCCAAGAACGUUACUUUAAGAAGUGCGUCCCCUAAGAAGCUCUUCCAGGCUGAAAUAAGCUCUGCGAAGAAUCACAAUCGAUCAGCCUUGAUCGGGAGAUCGCCUGCGUCUCCUUUCCUUCAAGAUCCUGUAACAGGUAGAGUGACGCCUAGUGAGAUUUUAAGGCCUCGCAAGCGGAGAUCUUCAGGAUUUGGCAUUGACCGUGAAGGACUCGGUUCUCCUCGUGUUACAGCUCUUCUCGACAGGCGCGCUUCGAUCGGAGAAGCUGCAAAGCCCUUUGUUCCCCGUGUUGAACCUGCAUCAAUUGUUCGCUUUGAAGAUCUUCAAGAAAUGGAAAAGCAGAUCGAUCACGAGACAGCCGAAGAAAAGCGUAGAGAAAACGGCCGUAAUAUUCUAGAACAAGAAGCGGAUGCGCAGGAUCUAAAUGACGAUAAGGACGUGACAGCUAACCUUAAGGAUAUGAUUGAUAGCCUGAGUCCGCAAAAGAAGAAGACAAAACCACGAAAAAGCUUGCAUGUUGGUGCUGCGAAAGGUUUACUAGGCAAGCGUCCAGCCGAGCUUGAUGAUGAUGGUGACGAGGAUAACACACCGAAGAGACUGAAAGGUAGAGAAAGUAGUCCUAUCAAGAAGGUCAAGCUGCCACCACCAGUAUCGAAGGCAACGCUCCCAAGCCGAGUCACUCGUUCCACACGACAAAGCCAGGGAGAAAAUGUAGGCACCGCCAGACUGAGCACUCCGUCAACUCACGCCUCGCCACUGAAUAUCAAUACCACUCCAAAAGACCAAUCUCGAUUUAAGAACGCUGAAGCAAAGAGCCCACUGAGGCCGAUGUCGUUUGAAGCGACUCUGGAGAAAGACGAUCGCAUACAUCUGCAAGAUUUCCUAAAUAUGACCGGCAUCCGCUUUAUGGAACUCACUACAACGAAAAGAAGACAGACUGUAGUCCCAAACUCGACUGAGCAAUUCUCGAGGCCAGGCGUCGAUCAGGUCAAUGAUGGGGAAACUGCAAAUGACCUCGAAAUGUGCAUUGUCGCAGGUGCAUGUACUGUUCCAAUGCUGGAACUGUACCAACAUUCGUGCCGUGAACUGAAGAACUAUAUUUCAGAAGGUCGAAAGGUGGUCAAAGAAAUUGAAGAAGCCACAUUCGAUGACAACCCACCAUUAUUUCGAGAAUAUAUCUCUGCCCCGGCGGACGUCAGGCCGAUCAUGGACAACCAAUUCAAGAACGUCAAGACAAACGCCCGGCUGCUGAGUAAGGGCAUCUGGUAUGAAUGGCGGAUGAAGCUGCUCGAAGGUCUCAAAGAAGGUCUCUUUACAACGGAGCGAGGGAUGCAGGAAGACGAUCGCUUGUUGGCUCAGCAGGAACAACUCUUACAGCCUGUGCUACCCCAUAUGUCCAAAGAGCAUGAAAAGCUCUUCAACCAGGUCGAAAUCACCCAGGCUCACGUAGAGGAAUUAGCUGGCUGCGAUCAAGAGGAGCUCAAGGAGACUCGAGAGCAGCUUGCGAGUGUCGAGCAAGAUCUCGAGAGAAAGCGCCACAUGAUUAAGGAGCUGCAAGAUCAACUGCGGGAACGAGAAGACGCUUUGGAAACGACCCUGACCCGCAAGCAAUACUGUGCCGAGUCCAUAAGUGAAGCCGAGCGAUUACGCGACGAAUGUCGAGGAUGGAGUGUGGCCGAAGUUGCUGCUUUACAGCUCUCGGUCAGCGAAUUGGAAGCGACUCAUGGCUGGUUGAUCACUUCGGCCUCUGGCAAUGACAUUGCCAUUACCUACGAUCGUGCGAUCCAGCUACUUUUCUCUCCCGCUGCAUUUUCAUCAAACUCCUCAGUCAUCGAAGCAGCCGCCGGUAACGGCGCGCCCAUCAGUCUCACCUAUAUUGCUGACGCCGACGAACAUCAUCCCAGGUCUUUGAAAACGGAGCAGCGUUUCUUCUUACAAAUUAUCCGCGCUCAAUUGCAAUGCCUCCAGCAAUCACGGACGAAGCCGAAGAAUCUUUUGGCUUUCGUGAGCGGAAGCUGGGAUCUUGCUAGCUCCACUGGCGAACAAGUGGGAGCCCUGGGUGUGGGCUAUAUCAUUGAACCUACAAUUACUGCUGACGAGGUCAUGUCAGUACGCUCAACUAUCUUCAUCAAGGCGAUGAGGACCAAAGUAGAGGUCACAUUCGAGGUAAAAGUUCGCGCCGGAGAAGGAACUAGCGCUUUGGGCUUGAGCGUCAAACCAUGCGUGAAGGUAUGCUAUGGAGAAGCACUGAAUGAGAAGAAGAUGUCAGAGUUUGUGGACUCGAGGAUCAAGGCUGUCAAAGGGUACGGCGUUUGGGCGCAAGCAAUGCGAGAGCUCGAGGAGAGGCUGCUUGCGAAGGUCAAGAAGGUUUGA
Bacidia gigantensis is the source of this 4470-nucleotide messenger RNA. RefSeq lists its product as uncharacterized. The transcript is spliced from 5 exons. The coding region runs from base 1 to 4470 and encodes 1489 amino acids. Lineage: Eukaryota; Fungi; Ascomycota; Lecanoromycetes; Lecanorales; Ramalinaceae. Gene Ontology annotation, biological process: protein localization to kinetochore; mitotic spindle assembly checkpoint signaling; mitotic sister chromatid biorientation. The record is from RefSeq and is a predicted model, not a curated record.